AUGUCCAUCACAAAUGGCCAGCCUGGCUGGCCGCCUCCCGCGACCGCCGCGGUGAACGGCAACAAGAUGUUUUCCAACGUUGACGAUGCACCGGCGCGCACCCAGACGCCUGUCGAUAACACCUCGGCGUUGAUGCCUGAGGCAUCAGAUAUUGAGGAGGACAACCGUCGCGCCCUCUUCUCAGAGCUGUUUCGCAAGUCCGAAUCGCGGGUCGCAUUGCUCUUUGCGGACGACGGCAGCUACAACUACCCCGCGAUAGAGUCCCUCCGCCGCCACCCGACCCUCCCUGCCGCCCUCCCGCCGGCCACCGACCACACUCCGAUUCAGGAGCCCCCCCUCAAGAAGGCGAAGCGCGUCAUCGACGAGGAUGACUACGGCGACGACGACGAAGACGACGAAGAAGAAGAAGAAGCUCAAGCAUCUCCUUCCAAGUCGAAGGAUGCGCAAGGCAGCCAACCCCAACAACUACUGUCCCCAUCCAAGUCCGGGAGCUCCCCGGUCCACUCGGUCUCCUCCCCGGGCAAGCAAGCCGCCAAGUCAAAGGAGGAUGGCGCACAAGACCAGGCCAAGUCCUCCGAAGACACGCGCAAGGAGCUCGAGGAAGCCCGCAAUGCAACCGAAGAGGCUGCCAAGCGCAGCUUCCACACCCUCAUCUACACCCUGGAGAACGACAAGACGGCCAUGCUCGAGCAACAGCAGCUCGAGGAGUCGGAGAAGCAAUUGCAAGCAGAGAUGGAAAAGAACAACUCCAAUUCUGCUAGCAACGGCCAAGCGGAGAAUCACGGUUCCCUGAGCAAUGCCAACCUCGGUGCUUCCAGCCUGACUCUGAAGCAUCUUAUUGCGCGCAUUGACCUCAAGCGCAGCCAGGUCAAAGCCUCGGAUGCCGAACUGCGGUCUCUGAUGAACGAGGUCCGCAAGAACCGGAGCAAGUGGGCUAGCGAAGAGAAUGUUGGCCAAGAAGAGCUGUACGAGGCGCUCGAGAAGGUUCUUAGCGAGCUUAAGGCGCAUACCGAGUACUCGACUCCGUUCCUCCAGAGAGUGAACAAGCGGGACGCUCCGGACUACCACGUUCUCAUCAAAACCCCCAUGGACCUCGGCACAAUGACCAAGAAGCUCAAGACCCUGUCGUACAAGUCCAAAGCCGACUUUGUCGCGGAUCUUAAUCUGAUCUGGGACAACUGCCUGAAAUACAACCAAGAAAUGACACAUCCGCUUCGCCGUAUGGCCAACGGCAUGCGGAAAGAAGCGGAGAAGCUCAUUCCUUUGAUUCCCGACCUGGUAAUCAGGCCUCGCGCAGAGGUCGAGGCUGAGGAGCGGAGGAAACAGAACGGCGGAGACGAUGAUGGCGGCGAUGACAGCGAUGACGAGCCGAUAAUGUCGUCUCGAGGCAGGAAGGCUGGCGCCAAAGGAGCCACCAAGUCAAGAAAGGCCCCCAGUGAUAACAAGGAGAGCACCCCGAGCAUCGACCAAAAGCCUGUCCUUCAACUCAACGGUCUUCUUGCAAAGGGCAGGGAAGGCUCGGAGGUGGGCGAGGGGAGUAACGGCUUCGCGACGCCGCCCGUAGCUGGGUCCAUUACCCCUAGCGGCCUCAAUGGCAUCUCCGGUAUUGCAAGCAAUGCGGAUGCCAUGGACAUCGACGGGCCGUCUCUCGACGGGAUGGCGUUAGGCCAAGCUUUGGGGGAAGCUGCGGAGCAGGCCCAUGAGAGCGAAGAGUACAAGAUUUGGAAGCAGGUUACGAAAAAGGACCGGGCGUUGGUUGCCAAGGAGCGCUUCCAGCUCUUCAAGAGCAACAAACUCAAUGUCGACGAGCCUGCGCUCUUGAGAACAAAGGCAGGCAUGAGGCGCUUUCUGAAAGGCCAGAAGCAAGCCGAGGCCAGUGGUGUCUUCAGCGCCAGCCAGGCAGACUCCUCUGUCAUCGCUGCCAAGGAAGCUGCCAAGAUGGCCGAGACCCUCGCAGAAGGCAUGGAGGAUGAGGUCGAGAAAGUCAUCCCUGGCUACUACGAACCCCAGUCUCUUAUUCCAGACAUACCGACCAAGCUGCAGUGGAUUGAGGAUGGCGAGGGCCACGUCAUCAACCAGCACGAGGAGUUCCUUAAGCUGGUGCCUGAAGGGCACUUCACUGCUCCCCCCAGCAAGUUCGCGAAAAAGAUCGAGGCAAACAUGCGCCAGAUGCAAGAAACGCGCAAGUUGUGUUCAAAGAUCGGCGUCAUCAAGCAGAUGCAGAUUCAGACACAGGUCUACACGAAUCAAUUUGCCAAGUACAACCCGGAGCCUUUUCUGGAGCAGGAUGUCGAACGGCAUUUCAUCUCUGGAGACGGUCCCAUCAUGGCAGGCGAAGUGUGCCGGUCUGCGAUGCAGCGAUCGGUCGCCAAGAUCUUUUAUCACGCUGGUUUCGAGGAACUCCAGCCCUCUGCUUUGGACACAAUCACCGACAUCGCAGGCGAUUACUUUACCAAGCUGGUACGCACCUUCAAUAUCUAUCGCGAGGCGGAAAGGAAAGAUGCCACUGGCGUAUACAAGGAACACGGCUCCCAGCUUCAACCCCGGUUCACGCCCGAAGAAGUCAUCCUUCACACUCUGAGCGAAAACGGGCACGAUGUAGAAUCCUUGGAGAGCUACGCCAAGGACGACAUUGACAGACUCAGCAGCAAGCUGGGCGCGAUCCACGAACGCAUGAAGUCGCAUCUGGCAGAGCUGCUUCGCCCGGCCUUGACCGAUGCCGGUCCCGACGGUGCUGGGGCUUUCAAGGACGGCAGUGAGCAGUUUGUGGGAGGCGACUUUGCCGAAGAGCUCGGCGAAGACUUCUUUGGCUUCAAGGCCCUCGGCCUCGACAAGGAGAUGGGUCUCGACAUGCUUUCCGUGCCGCUACACCUGCUGCAGAGCCGCGUCAGGAACCAGUUCCAGAUGCAGUCGCAGACCAGCGGCCCCGCGAUCGAGGACAUCCUUGAGGCCCUGCCGCCGGCCGAGCCCGUCACCAAGGAGAACAUCCAGGACGAGAUCGGCCUUGUCAAGAACUUCUUCCUGGCCAAACUGCACGCUAACGGCGAUCAGCCGCUGGUCGAAGACGAGGACCUGCCCGUCAAGCAGAGGCGGCCUCGGCCAAGGCUCGGCGCCACCGGCAAGAUCGUCUCGCCGCAGAAGCGGCCUCCCAAGGAGCAGAUCGCCCUCGCCAAGAAGAGGAAGAAGCUCGAGAUGCAAGCGGCGGCCGCUGCUGCCGCCGGCAAGGACGCUGCCGCCGGCGCCAACAACAGCCCCGAGAAGCCUUCGCCGGCCAAGAGGCUCAAGAGCAUCUCCCUGGCCAACGGCACGGGGGGGCCCAGCGCGGUGCCGGCGCUGCCCGGGGCGCCGGUCAUGGAGCGGAUGGAGAGCAUGCAGAGCAUGGGCAACGCCAGCCAGACCGACAAGGACGACACCGUUGGCAUGAUGAGCCCCGAGAGCCUGCAACCAUAG
Thyridium curvatum is the source of this 3450-nucleotide messenger RNA. RefSeq lists its product as uncharacterized. The record is from RefSeq and is a predicted model, not a curated record. Gene Ontology annotation, cellular component: SLIK (SAGA-like) complex; SAGA complex. Gene Ontology annotation, biological process: regulation of transcription by RNA polymerase II. Lineage: Eukaryota; Fungi; Ascomycota; Sordariomycetes; Thyridiales; Thyridiaceae. The transcript is spliced from 2 exons. Bases 1 to 3450 code for a protein of 1149 amino acids. Gene Ontology annotation, molecular function: structural molecule activity; protein heterodimerization activity.